This is a messenger RNA of Pseudoliparis swirei, 4767 nucleotides long. It is a transcript of the gene ankrd28a, whose product is annotated as serine/threonine-protein phosphatase 6 regulatory ankyrin repeat subunit A. NCBI's taxonomy places the organism in Eukaryota, Metazoa, Chordata, Actinopteri, Perciformes, Liparidae. The record is from RefSeq and is a predicted model, not a curated record. Gene Ontology annotation, cellular component: cytoplasm; nucleus. Gene Ontology annotation, molecular function: protein binding. The transcript is spliced from 30 exons. Bases 539 to 3844 code for a protein of 1101 amino acids.
AGGCGCUCCUCGUUCAGCUUCCCUCUGUUGACAUGCAGUAACCGGCACGCGGGAGUUACCGUUACCGUUAACGUUACUGCCUCCUUUCGGUUCCACACGGGGAAUAUGGCUGUGUUGAAGAUACAAGACCAGCGCAGCAGUGAGGAUAUGCAGCUUCCUGUGCGCUGCUAGGCAGCCAGAGCUCAUUCUGCCGCAUGCCGCUCACCGCCACCAUUACGCAGAGGAAUUCCCUGCUGUCUCCGCUACUGCUGCUCACGGAGAGAGGAGAGGAGAGAGGAGAGGAGACAUGCUGCAAAGCAACACUGACAGAUAGAGGACAGAGCUGGAUCCCAUUUGGAUUUUACAUGAAGAUGUGCAGCGUUUGUCUACGAGGAAAUUACUCCGUUUCUGGGAUUUAUUGCUGACCUUUGUCCCCCUGAAUUGGGCAUGUAUGUAAGAGGGAACACGGUGUAUUUAUGUGUGUAUGCGUGAGGGAGCGUGUAAGUGUGUGUGUGUGUGUGUGUGUGUGUGUGUGUGUGUGUGAGUGUGAGUGUUCCUGAUGCGGUCAGAACGGGCAAGUCGUGUGUGUAUCGUGGUGCUGGAGGAGGUGGAGGAGGAUGAGCCCUCCUCUUCACCCCCACCUCCCCGGCCCAAAUCCUCUCCAGACCGCAGACCCCAUCAUGCCUCUCGAAGGGCUGCCGCUCCGGAGGAGAAGCCGUCUCUGUUGAGAGCCAUCUUCAAUGUCGACCCGGAUGAAGUUCGCUCCCUCAUAUUCAAGAAAGAGGAUGUCAACAUUCAGGACAAUGAGAAGAGGACGCCUUUGCAUGCUGCAGCCUACCUGGGAGACGCUGAGAUCAUUGAACUGCUCAUCCUCUCAGGAGCCAGAGUUAAUGCCAAAGAUAACAAGUGGUUGACUCCUCUUCACCGAGCUGUCGCCUCUUGUAGUGAGGAUGCAGUGGCAGUGUUGCUGAAGCACAGUGCAGAUGUUAAUGCCCGGGACAAGAACUGGCAGACGCCGCUCCACGUCGCAGCGAGCAACAAGGCGAUGCGCUGUGCCGAGGCUCUGGUCUCGCUGCUUAGCAACGUCAAUGUGUCUGACCGGGCGGGACGCACUGCCCUGCACCACGCGGCCUUCAGUGGACACGUAGAGAUGGUGAAGUUGCUGCUGUCCAGAGGAGCUAACAUUAAUGCAUUUGACAAGAAGGACCGGAGAGCCAUCCACUGGGCAGCCUACAUGGGUCACCUGGAGGUGGUGAAGUUAUUGGUGGCCAGUGGAGCAGAGGUUGACUGCAAGGACAAAAAAGCCUACACUCCGCUCCAUGCAGCCGCCUCCAGUGGCAUGAGCAGCACAGUGCACUACCUGCUCAGCCUGGGGGUCCACAUCAAUGAGGUGAACGGCUAUGGCAACACGCCACUCCACUUGGCCUGUUACAAUGGACAGGACGUGGUGGUCAGUGAGCUCAUCGAGGCGGGGGCCAACGUCAACCAGGUGAAUGAGAGGGGGUUUUCUGCUCUCCACUUUGCCUCCACCUCACGCCAGGGGGCGCUGUGCCAGGAGCUGCUGCUGGCCCACGGCGCUCACAUCAACAUGCGGAGUAAGGAUGGUAAAACCCCCCUUCACAUGGCAGCGACCCAUGGAAGGUUCUCCUGCUCUCAGGCCCUCAUUCAAAAUGGAGCCGAGAUCGAUUGUGAGGACAAGAGCAGAAACACUGCCCUUCACAUAUCUGCCCGCUAUGGCCAUGAGCUCAUCAUCACGGCUCUCAUCAAACACGGAGCCAACACCGCCAAGAGAGGCAUUCAUGGGAUGUUCCCUCUACACCUGGCAGCUCUUAGCGGCUUCUCGGAUUGCUGCAGGAAGCUGCUGUCCUCAGGGUUUGACAUGGACACCCCUGAUGACUUUGGAAGGUCCUGUCUACAUGCUGCUGCAGCUGGAGGAAACCUGGAGUGUCUGAAACUGCUGUUAAACAUCGGAGCGGACUUCAACAGGAGAGACAACUUUGGAAGGACCCCACUACACUAUGCAUCAGCCAACUGUAACUACCACUGUGUGUUUGCCUUGGUGGGCUCUGGGGCAAGCAUCAAUGAGCUGGACCAGAGAGGCUGCAGCCCCCUGCACUACGCUGCUGCAGCUGACACGGAUGGAAAAUGUGUGGAGUACCUGUUGAGGAACGACGCCUAUCCAGGAAUGAGAGACAAGCAGGGUUACAGUGCUGUGCACUACGCCUCAGCUUAUGGACGCACACUCUGCCUGGAACUGAUGGCAAGUGAGACACCUCUCGAUGUGUUGAUGGAGACAUCCGGAACAGACAUCAUGAGUGACUCAGAGAGCCAGGCCCCCGUCAGUCCGCUCCACCUGGCGGCUUACCAUGGACACUGUGGCGCUUUAGAGGUUCUCUUGUCGUCCUUACUGGAAGUGGAUGUUUGCAGCCCAGAAGGCCGAACACCCCUCAGCCUGGCCUGCUCCAAGGGCCACCAGGAGUGCGUCUCUAUGCUGCUGCACCAUGGCUCCUCCCCCAUGACCUGUGACUAUACACAGAAGAAGACAGCCAUCCACGCUGCAGCUAUGAAUGGCCACCCAGAGUGCCUGCGCCUGCUCAUAAGCACCAACAACCAACACAUUAAUGUGGAUGUACAAGAUGCCAAUGGACAGACCCCUCUGAUGUUGGCAGUGCUAAAUGGACACACAGAGUGUGUGUACUCUCUGCUCAGCCAAGGAGCCAGUGUCGACAAUCAGGACCGCUGGGGGAGGACGGCCCUCCACCGAGGGGCGGUGACCGGCCAGGAGGAGAGUGUGGAGGCUCUCCUGCAGCGUGGGGCCAGUGUGUGUGUCGGAGACAUCCUGGGCCGCUCCCCUGUCCACCUGGCGGCCGCCUGUGGCCGUGUGGGUGUCCUGGGGGCCCUUCUGCAGGCCACCAGCAGCACCACCUCACACACACACCUCACUGACAACCAGGGCUACACACCACUGCACUGGGCCUGCUACAACGGAUAUGACGCCUGCGUGGAGGUGCUGUUGGACCAAGAAGUGUUCAAGAAGAUUAAGGGCAACUCUUUCAGUCCCCUGCACUGUGCCGUUAUGAGCGACAAUGAGGGCGUGGCUGAGAUGUUAAUUGACUCCAUGGGCACAACUAUUGUCAACACCACUGACUCCAAGGGCAGGACCCCCCUUCACGCCGCAGCUUUUUCCAACCACGUGGAGUGCGUUUCCCUCCUGCUGAGCCAGGGAGCUCAGGCAAACAUCGUUGACACACACAUAAGCAGCACACCGCUGAUGAUGGCCGCUCUGAACGGACAGACCAAUACUGUGGAGAUGUUGGUGAGCAGUGCCAAAGCAGACUUCACCCUGCAGGAUACAAACAGGAACACAGCAUUACACCUGGCGUGCAGCAAGGGUCAUGAGACGAGUGCCUUGUUGAUUCUGGAGAAGAUCAGCGAUAAGAACCUCAUCAACUGCACCAACACGGCUCUCCAGACGCCCCUGCAUGUAGCAGCCAAGAAGGGAUUGACAGUGGUGGUCCAGGAGCUGCUGAGGAAAGGAGCCAGUGUGUUGGCAGUGGACGAGAACGGUUACACUCCUGCUCUGGCCUGCGCUCCCAAUCGUGACGUGGCUGACUGUCUCGCACUCAUCCUCAACUCCAUGAUGCCCACCUCCCCGAUGGUCACCAUAGCAGCUUCGCUUGCAAACUCUCUCACUCAGACAGUCAUCAACCACCACCCCACCAACAACCACGUCUCCAAAGGCGUGGCCUUCGAUGCCCCUCCCUCUCUGAGGCCUGACCAUGCUUCGUACUCCAGACCGGAGCGGUCGCUGACCUCCGUCUCUGGCGAUGAUGAACUGAAUGACUCCGAUUCGGAGACAUACUGAGGACAGACCUGCUAUUGGACAGAGCCCCACCCGACUGACCAGCUAGCCCGCCACUCAGGAACCUUAAUAGAUCACUGACGAGGAACUAAAAGAGGGAGAAAAUAGCGCCAGUGUGGUCAUUAUUUGUAGGUAAGCUUCUUUAAUCUAAAAGUAACCUUUGUUCCAAAUAAGUGCAUACCCAUGGGGUGAAAAGGAAUGUACUAAAAAACAGAAUAAGGUGAGACACCAUCACUGUAGGGUCAGUAACGUGGCCAGUGUCUUUUUAAUUUCCAAGCAACGGUUUCCUUUUUAAAUUAAGUAUCUACACUUUGCUGAUACUUCUUGGAGUGGUUUGAAGCCUUUUCACAUGUUUUCCUUCAAUUAACACGAGAAGAGCGUCUACUGGAGAGACGCUCGGAGGACCUUUAUCGGCAUUAUUGUCUAAAGAAAAAGACAGAUGAUAAUUUUAUGGGACCAGGAGAUUGAUUACUGUUUUCCUUACUGUCCUUGAGUUUUUAUUCCUGGCAGAUACUGAUGGCUGUCACUCACGCACAUUGCUAAUGCUGCGUCCGUGUUCACCACGUUCCAAUUCCUUGGAGAAGUCAUUAUUUAAUCGUUUAAUCGAAUCUAUGGGAACCGCUCAGGGCAGCAGGCGACUGUCAGACGCAUUUACUUGAUGAUUGGUCCAGGAGUCAUUUGAUAGAUGACCCCAAUUAGCUGCUUAAGGUAACUACUCAAUGACUGUGUACUGUACAAGAGACUGGGGACAGGGGCUGACACUGUGUGUGUGUGUGUGGUGUGAGUGUGAGCGCGUGUGUUGAGAGAGAGAACAUUGAUAAAUAUUGACUUUAAAAAAACAACAAAAACUUUCAGGCAGAGGAUGAACGCUACUAGUGAAGUUUGUAAAGAUUAAGUAUUGAAUAAAUAAAGGGAUUUGUUUUUUA